AUGUCUUCUGGGGCGCCCGCCGACGUGGCGCAGUCCGCAUCGCAAGCUCUCCUUCACCUCUCUCUAUAUACAGGGUCAAAGAAGAAGAACAACAAAAAGAAGAAGGGCAACAAGCCAAAGGCGGUAGAGACAGACAAGGACACGACGACAACGACAACGACCGCGCAAGCCGAGACUGAGGAGCAGUCUGACGUUCCAGAGACACCGGUCACAGACGGUCCGAAAGAGGAAGAAGCAGCAGCCUCAAAACCAGAGAGCCCUGCCAAGGACGACGCCAAUUCAAACGGUCAUGCCUCCAAGGGAGCGGCGAAUGGCGAACCGGUAAAGUCCUCGAGCUCGUCUUCCGACACGAGCGCCAAGCUGGAGGCCAUGUCCCAGGAGAGAGAGGCGCUGCGGUCCGAGGUGGAGCAGCUGCGGAAACAGCUCGAGUCGAUACAGGAGAAGCACAAUGCCGAGACGACGCAGCUCAAGUCGGACCUCGAGGAGAGCGAGGCCGCCAAGGAGCAGGCCGAGGAGCAGUACCAGAACCUGCUCGGCCGCGUCAAGGAGAUCAGAGAGACGCUGGGCGAGCGGCUAAAACGGGACCGGCAGGAGCUGGAGGAGGCCAAGGACCGCAUCGACGAGCUCGAGUCGCAGAACGAGGAGCUGGCCAAGGGCUCGCAGGCGUACGAGGCCGACAUCUCGAGGCUCAAGGAGGAGCUGCGCGAGUCCAACGGGGAGCUGACGACGCUGCGCAGCCGGAGCAACCUGUCGCAGCAGAACUGGGUCAAGGAGCGCGACGACAUGGUCCGCCAGAUGCAGCACCUCAAGAACGAGCUCGAGUCGACGAGCAACGCCAUGGGCGAGUGGGAGGUCAUCGCCAUGGAGGAGCGGUCCGUAAGAGAGAGUCUGCAGGAUAAGGUCGGCGACCUCGAGGAGCAGCUCGCCUCGGCGCGGGAGGCAUUUGAGCGUGCGGCGUCGGAGCGCGACACACAGUCCCAGGCCAUUGACGGCCUGCAACGGGCCUUGCAGGACAUCCAAGACGCGCGCAAGAAGGAGCUGCGCGAGAUGGUCGAGUCGUCCGAGGAGCAGCUCGAGGCCAUGAAGAAGCGGGUGCAAGAGGCAGACUCCAAGGCCGCCGAGGCCGAGUCGGCCAAGGACGCGCUGGUCAAGGAGCUGGAGCGCACGGCGCCGUUCGAGAAGGAGGUCAAGGAGAAGAACCUGCUCAUUGGCAAGCUGCGGCACGAGGCCAUUGUGCUCAACGACCACCUCACCAAGGCGCUCAAGUACAUCAAGAAGAACAGGCCAGAGGAGAACGUCGACAGAGCCGUUGUUACAAACCUCUUCCUCCAGUUCCUGGGCCUCGACAGGUCGGACCCGAAGAAGUUCCAGGUCCUGCAGGUCAUCGCCGGCAUGCUCAACUGGACCGAGGAGCAGAAGGAGCAGGCCGGGCUCGCGCGGCCCGGCACGGCGAGCCACAGCUCCCUGCGCCUGCCCUCGUCGCCCUUCCACCGCACGCCGAGCACGCCCUCGCUCAACACCGAGUUCUUCUCGGAGCCGACGCCCACGUCGUCGACCAAGGAGUCGCUGUCGGACCUGUGGGCCGGGUUCCUCGAGCGCAGCGUCGAGGAGGCGGCUGCCGAGACGGCGGCCGCGGCGUCGCGCAAGGGCAGCGACGCGAGCCUCGCUAUGGGCCCGCCGCCGCCCGGGGGAGGCGCGGGCGGGGGGAGGCCGGAUACGAGGGGUUGA
Thyridium curvatum is the source of this 1728-nucleotide messenger RNA. RefSeq lists its product as uncharacterized. Bases 1 to 1728 code for a protein of 575 amino acids. NCBI's taxonomy places the organism in Eukaryota, Fungi, Ascomycota, Sordariomycetes, Thyridiales, Thyridiaceae. Gene Ontology annotation, cellular component: Golgi apparatus. The record is from RefSeq and is a predicted model, not a curated record. Gene Ontology annotation, molecular function: small GTPase binding. The transcript is spliced from 4 exons. Gene Ontology annotation, biological process: endoplasmic reticulum to Golgi vesicle-mediated transport; Golgi organization.